UCACCCCUAAAGCAAAUCCACUAUCUGCUUGACUUUUGUGGGUCAGAGAGGAAUUUGACGGCAAAACGAAGUGGCUUGAUUCUUGAUUUUGUUUUUUGGUCAUUUCCAAGAUUUUUAAUACAUUUGUCUGUUUAUGGGUCCUUGUUGACUCUGUAAUUUACUUAUGAUAUUUAGUAUUUUUAGAUUUAGGUCUUUUUGUUUAUUUUAUAUUCUAAGAUUGAUUUACAUCCUUUUGUAAUUUGUUUAGGAUUUAGGUUUUUGAAUAAUUUUCUUGCCGUUGUGGCGGAGCGAUUAUGUCCUUGUUUGGGAAUGGGAAUACGAUUUAUGCUUACCUCUUUGCAACAGCAAUUGUAAUGGAUGACUAACAAUCAUUCACACAUGUUAGGGAUCAAUUCUCAUAUUGAGAUGGGAUCUAUAGAUGGAACAUCAGUAACGAAGCUUGAAGAUGAGAGCCUCGUCAGUCCUCAGCCAAUGGAUCGAACGACACGCACUCUAGAUGUUGCUCCUCACAGAUCUUUCUUUGAAGUUGGAAUACAAGAGUUUGGUUGUAAAUAUAUAUUAAAUAGCACAAUAAAGAUUAUUAAGAUCAUUUUGUUUUCGAGCAAAAUUAACUUGCUAGCAUCUUGUGGCCCAUUAUCAAUGGUAGUUGAUAAAUUAACAAACCAUCACGUGAGUUGCAAUUUUUUGGGCUACAACAUUUUUCGUCAUAGAAGAUGUAUUUCUUUUUCUCACAUAAUUUCAAGGAUGGGUAUUCUUUCUCAGUUUAUUAGGCAUCAUUCCACUGGCAGAACGUUUGGGCUGGACUACAGAGUAAGAUUCUAAACAUCAAAUAUAAAUGCUUGCUCCUCAUUUUUCAAAGAAGUAGCAGUGAAAGAUCUAUUUUACUAAUAAGGAACAGGGACUUGUGAGCAAUCUUAAGGAUACCAAACGAAGAUAAAGUGUUAUUUUCUCCCUUUUUUCUCAAGAGGAAAAUUGAUUUAUAUUGAGUGGCUUUAGAUUCACAUCAUUACUUGUACUUAGCUUGCAUAAUACAAAUCUCUUUUUUCUUUUUUUUCUU
Molecule: messenger RNA, 1057 nt
Organism: Olea europaea var. sylvestris
Lineage: Eukaryota; Viridiplantae; Streptophyta; Magnoliopsida; Lamiales; Oleaceae
Exons: 2
Coding region: 358-822 (154 amino acids)
Source: RefSeq, a predicted model, not a curated record